This is a messenger RNA of Triplophysa dalaica, 3617 nucleotides long. RefSeq names its product sperm autoantigenic protein 17 (gene spa17). Bases 268 to 2481 code for a protein of 737 amino acids. Gene Ontology annotation, molecular function: calmodulin binding. The record is from RefSeq and is a predicted model, not a curated record. NCBI's taxonomy places the organism in Eukaryota, Metazoa, Chordata, Actinopteri, Cypriniformes, Nemacheilidae. The transcript is spliced from 8 exons.
AGGGACGUGCACAGGGGGGUUGCUCAGGUUGCCCGGGCAACUGCCCAUAUUGCCCUUCUCGACUCAGGUUGCCCUUCCGAGGUGGAAAAAAUAAAAAAAUAAAUCGUACAAUGGAUGCAGAAUUUCACGUAGGUCUAGAUAAAAAACAACGCAAAGCCUCAUUCACUUCCAUAUUCGGUCACCGAAAAUGAAAGUCAGUAGGGGAAGAGCAAACUCUGUUUACAUGGCUGCAGCGCUGCACGCGACCGGCACCUGAGCUGAGCCUGCAUGAGCGGUCCUAGAAGGAGAUUGUCGCGGUUGUCGGGUGAGACGACACAACGUUGUCAGAAAACUUUAAGAUCUCAGGCGCUGUAUAGGAUGUCUGUUCCUUUCUCCAACACAAACCUGCGGAUUCCCAGAGGGUUUGGGAAUUUAUUGGAGGGUCUUGCUAAAGAGGUGUUGAGGGACCAGCCUGAAGACAUCCCUGCCUUUGCUGCACGUUACUUUUCAGGGCUUCUUAAAGCCAGAGAGGAGAGCGGCCUUGAUCCAGCAGAGUGGGGUGCGAGGUUAGAAGACAGGUUCUACAAUAAUAAUACAUUUAAAGUCCAGUUCAAAACACAAAUAAUAAAACAAACAGGUGGACCAGGAGACAUUUGCGAGCAGGACUUCAAAGGACAUAGAAGUGUUUUAGAGGAAACAGAAACACAAGGAAGCUUCGGUUUACCUAAAGAAAAUACAAGUAACAAAGCUGGUGAUGAUACUAAAACAUUUGGAAACAAUGGAACUCGAGAAGCAAAAGAGCUCAAUGCUUAUAAUUCUUCAGAUUAUUCAGAUGACACUGAAGAUAAGAAGAAAUAUGAGUUAGAUAAGAAGCAAGAUGAGGAAUCAGGCGAGGCAAAACAUGGGCCUGCAGCAGACAUUUCCCAUGUGGAAGGAGCAAAUGUUGACAUAUGUGCACAAGAGGUCAGAGACUCCAGUGAGGUUCAGGAUCAGGAAGAAGUUUCAGAGAAUACAGACGUACCGAGAGACAACAACGACACAGCAGAUGAUAUUGAUAUCUGCAGAUCUGAACUUGAUCCCACACCUCUGACGUCCUUCGGUGGUCUUGCAAAUGUAGAUGUAUGUGCUGAAGAAAUGAACCCCCCUUUGACUAAAUCUGAACGUACCGAGGACAACAGAGACAUGGAAGACCCAGAAUCACACGGUGUGCAGGAUUCACCAAUUAACCAGUUUCCAGAAUCUUUAAUUGAAACUUCCUCACAUGUCGAUUAUGAUAUAGACAAACAAAAGGAUGAAAUGUCUGAUGAUGAAAACACGGAGGAACCAGAAUCUGAUGGUCAUUUUGAAAAAUCAGAACAGGAAGCGUCAGAGAUAACAGAUACGUUUUUGGAGGAUGAAGAUGAAGAGACCACCGAGAAGGUUUAUUUAGAGGAGUCAACAGAAAGAACCAAUGAUCUUGACAUAACUGAAAACAGUAUCACAAGCACAACUGAAGCAGGACAAGGAACGGAGGAAAAAGAUGAAACACCCAACAGUGAAGAUCAGGAGAUCGCUCAGGAGUACAGCACCACUAAUGACAUCAUAGAAGACGAACCUGCUGGAGAAACAACAGGAAUGAAUGACACAUACAUCGGCUUCAGUGAUGAAACGUAUGACAGUAAAAGUGAGAUAAUAGAUGUGCUGGAUGAAGUAAUUAUGAGUAGUGAGAAUGAAGCUGGGAACAACACUGAUGAACACAGUACUUCUAAAACUAUGGACGCUUUGGAGGAAGAAGAGCUUUUGGAAACUCUCACCCAUGCUCCAGAGCCAGAUUCCAAACACAGCGACACAGAGGAUGUGAUGGGCAAUGAGAUAUUAAAUACUGAUGUAAUGGACACCUCUGAAAAAGACCCAAUCACAGAGAGCGUAAAUGAAGCCAGCGAUUUAGACAGUGAAGGCCGUGAUGCUGAAGAGAUGGAUCAGGAUGACGAAGGCAAUGAAGAGGAAGAUCAAACCAAAAGCAUGACAUUUGAUGACCUUUCAAGCAAGCAUGAGCAAUGGGAAAAUGAUGAUGGGAGCAAUGAUUCUGAACUAAAGGAAGUUUUGCUAUCGGAAACUGAGAGAAAAGCGGAGGUCAUUGAUGAAUGUCAUAUAGAGGCACAAGAACAGACUGACCAUUCGAAGACUGAUGAAAAUGAAGGAGAUCAGUUUGAGGACCAAGAGGAUAAGAACCAUACAUCAAAUCUUGAAAAUCCUGAAAGCAGUGAAGAAAAGCAGGAAUGCAGCCAGCCACAGGAGGAAGAGGACAUCAUGGACAUCCCCUUGGAUGACCCAGAAGCCAAUAAGGCAGCCGCCAAAAUCCAGGCUGGCUUCCGUGGCCAUAUGACCCGGAAGAAGAUGAAACCUGAUGAAAAGACUGGUGAGGAGGUGAGCAGCAGUGGUGAGGCCCUCAAUGGCAGCGAAGGGGACACAGGGGGAACAGAUGGAGUAGAGACAGACACCACAUCCGGAGCAGAGCAGUAAAGACCUUCUCAGUGGGACGAUUUCUUCAGAAAGACUUUUUGUGUCGAAAAGAAGUAAUAAAAUUAGGCUGGAUAUCUCAUCUGAUUUGUGAAAUCUUUCUCUCUGUUCUGCUUAUUAUCCAGCCCAGGUGAAUAUCUGCUCCAGCAUGCUUUUGCAUCCCACAGACAGAAAUUUGUAUACUAUAUACUUACUGGUGAUGUGUUAUUGUUUGAAUAAGAGAAUGAACAUCAUAAAAUUCAGCAAAGCUUUCUUUAGUCGACUACAUGCAUCAUGGUUGACUUUUGUUUUUGAUAAUGCUUGUUUCUUUGCUGUGGUGGUAUGUUUUUAUUACAUUGAUUAAGAAAUGUAGCCACAAUCACUUUAUCAGUGAUCGGUUGUUUUUAAAUCUUUAUAAUUUGUUUGAUUUGCUCUUUGUAACAUGUUUGUGGAUUGUUAUCAGUCUGUUUUACAGAUGAAAAAAAAAUCUGAGCUUCAAGAGCAGUACUGUAUAUGGCAUGGCAAGAUUGAAUCUAUUUACUUUAAUUUCCCUUAUUUUGCCUUUAAUUAAAUUGAUUCUAAUUAUAAUUUAUUAUAAGUCCUUUAAUGCAAUGCAUUUCAUUAGACGUAGAGUACAAUGAUUUGAGUUGUAAGUGAGGAUGCAAAAUGAGUGAUAGAAAAGAACACAUUGCAUGUAGAUAUCAGCAUCUAUAAUCUGUACCUGGUGAAAAGUGAAUAAAUCAGAAAUGCCUUUGCUGUCAUAGAAUGGGCUCUUGCUGUUAAAGUGGGUAAUAUUAGUCUUUUGAAGUCCUUAGAGUCUGUGUUUCUAAAGCCAAGGCAAAUCAGCAGUUCUAUGUGUGGCAGUACAAACUGAAAUAUUAACCCACACAUCAGUGUCAUUAGAUCUGCUGGAGCAUUUCAUUGGCAGCUCACAGCUGGAUGACUGUACUAAUAAACACGCCAGUCAUUAAUCAAGGUCACAUUGCCACAUGGCCCUUCUGUACAUUCACUAUUGCCUACACAACCUGCAUUUAUUCCCAUAUAGCGUUAAGUAAUAUUGAAUAUUAUUGAAUAUUCAGCUGCAGUGUGUGCAUCCUCUUAUAAAUGUGUUUGUGGUGGAGAUAAAUUGAAAACUAAAUAAAAAUACAAAUAGUACCUGU